CUUACGGUUUACUAAGAAAAUACGUUGGUAGGCCUAGUGUAUAACUUGUAGCACCAUGGCUGACAUUUCCCAAUAUGUGAUGCCAAAUGACACUGGUCUAUGCCUGUUGGACUGUUGUGCCGCAUUUGGGAGUCUGACAGACAGGGAGAAGCUGUAUUCACACUAUAUAUCUCAGGCCUCCUGGUAUGGGGGUCUAAUUGUUCUGGUACAGACAUCUCCCGAAUCACCAGGAAUUUUUUUGUUGUUGCAAAAAGUUUUCCGGGGACAAACAGUCGACCAGCUAAAGGAGGCGGUGACAAAAGAUGGCGCUCUGACAGAAGACGAUUUUCAGGCAGUGUUGAUUUAUGCCUCGGCCUUCUAUGCAAACAUGGGGAACUAUAAAUCAUUUGGAGACAGCAAGAUCAUUCCAAAUUUACCAAAGGAAAAGUUUGAGGCUGUGGUGAUGAAAAGUGCUGCUUAUGAAAAAGAUGCCAUUGGAAUCAAGGCAUUGUGGGAGUCAGUGAGUGAGAGGAUGUUUGGUUUAACUGAGAGACAAAAAGAACUGGGACUUGGAGAGAAGGGCACAACAUCAUACUUUUCUGCCAACUGUGAUUUAGAUGAUGCAAAGAUUGCUCAAGAAUUUUUGACAGCAAAAGACCUGAGUCCAUACAACACUAGGUUGUUUAAGACAACUCAGGGAGGCAAAACCAGUUAUGAAGUAAGAUUGGCCUCCGUAGCAACAGAUGAUGGACCAAUAAAAGGAUGUCAGGAAGGAAUUUUGGGUAGUCAUGAGUUUACACCAACUUCCACCUCACAGCCCUGUAUGUUCCGUGUCACAAGGGGAGACUACUCUCCUCUCAUGUCCUUGGUGGCAGAAAAUUUGAAAAAGGCACAGGAAUACGCUGCCAAUGACCUAGAGAGGAACAUGCUGGAGGAAUACAUUGAGAGUUUCACCUCGGGAUCUAUACCCUCACACAAAAACGGGUCGAGACAUUGGAUCAAAAACACAGGUCCUAUUGUGGAAACGUACAUUGGCUUCAUUGAAUCAUACAGAGACCCAUUUGGAAUGAGGGGCGAGUUUGAGGGUUUUGUGGCCGUAGUUAAUAAAGAGAUGAGUGCCAAGUUCACCAAUCUUGUCACCAACGCAGAGAAGUUUCUACCACUGUUGCCAUGGCCAGCAUCAUUUGAGAAGGACAAAUUCUUACGACCUGACUUCACCUCUCUUGACGUCCUUGCAUUUGGAGGAUCUGGCAUUCCAGCAGGAAUCAACAUUCCAAACUACGAUGACAUCCGCCAAUCAGAGGGAUUUAAGAAUGUGUCUCUGGGAAAUGUCAUAGUAUCUGCCUACAAGGACACCAUGGACAAGAUCAGCUUUCUGGCUGAGGAGGACAAGGAAUUAUUUGUUAAUCUGAAGACAACUACAUUUGAAGUCCAAGUGGGUUUACACGAACUACUCGGCCAUGGUAGUGGAAAGUUGUUUGUCAAGGAUAAAGAAGGAAAUCUCAACUUUGAUGUGGCAUCAGUGACUGACCCAGAAACAAAUAAAAAGGUAGAGAAGUGGUAUGAACACAAUGAGUCGUGGGAUGGCAAAUUUACCACCAUAGCUUCCAGUUACGAAGAAUGUCGUGCUGAAUGUGUUGGAAUCUACCUUUGUCUUUCUGCAGAGGUCCUAAGAAUCUUUGGCCAUACUGAUGAUGCUGCUGAUGAUGUAAUAUACAUCAACUGGCUGAAUAUGGUCCGUGCUGGUCUGCUGGCUCUCGAGUUCUACUCUCCAGAAACAGGUGCUUGGAGACAAGCUCACAUGCAGGCCCGAUUUGUGAUCCUAAGGGUGUUGCUGGAGGCUGGUAAGGGACUGGUCACAAUAAAAUACUUCACUGCUGCUGAUGGAAGCGAGGACAUGUUGCUCAAGUUGGAUCGCAGUAAGAUCAUCUCUGUUGGCAAACCAGCUAUUGGUGACUUCCUCAGGAAGCUUCAGGUGUACAAGUCCACAGGUGAUGUUGAGGCAGGAAAGGCCUUGUAUUUAUACUACUCAGAUGUACAUGAUCGCGAGGAACCCCACUUUUUGACGAGACGUGCCACUGUCCUUGCCAGGAAACAGCCAAGGAAAAUGUUUGUCCAGCACAACACUGUCGUCAAUGGCAGCACAGUAGAUCUGAAGAGUUAUGACUCAAAUGUGACUGGUCUCAUCCAAUCCUUCGCUGAUCGUUUCCCUUCCACUGAUGUUGAUACCAUUAUACAGGGGCUGUGGGAGAAAGACAAACCAUACUUCUAAUAUAUGUCUCCGUGGUUAGAAGUACUGAGAUUUCCCUCCAACUUCAGUCAGGAAAUCUGACAAAAGUGCUAUGUAGUGAGGACUUUGUGUAAAGAACCAUGUUAAUGGUUUCAUUCUUGCAGAUAUUCAGAUAUUCAUUUAAAAACUAUUUUUUCAGAGCCUCUUUAUUAGUUCUGGAUGUAUGUGCUGUGUACAGAGGAAUGUGUGAAUCAUUUUUUAGACUAUGAUUUAACAGAUAUGACCAAUGGCUGCUCAGAGAUUUGUUUGUAUUUAUAGUAACCAUGUUCCUCAUGUUUUUGAUGGUAUAUUUUAUAUAUUUUACUUUAUAUUUCUACAGAAAGAUUUAUAUUGUCUGGACUGUGUAUAUAUUCAGGGACUGAGAGUUGCAUCUCGUUAAAAUAUGAAUUCCAGCCUGAUGUAUCGACCCCUAAAACAGAUAAGGAUGGAUUGAUAACAGAUUUAGAUUAAAAUGUUUUUAGGUGGCAGGUUUUGUUAAUCAACAAUUAAGCAAAAAUGUCAUAUUUAUGCCGAUAACUACGUAUUCAGACUUUUUAAGUCCCCAAUCAGGAACGGGGUGGAUGGGGUUGCGGAUUUUUUAUUUGUCCAUCUCUCCUUUCAUUCCUCCAUAUUUCUAUCCUUCCUUCUACAGUUCUUGUUCUGCCCUUUACCUUGUCUUGGCUUAGUCUCCUACAUUACACUACAUGUCACUCCAUACUUAAAGCAUGGGUUUACGUAAGUGAGAUUGGGGGGAGGGGGGUGUCAUACAUGAAAACUAUGCCACUCUGUCCUACAUUUUGACCUUUGACAUACAUCUCACAGAAAGAAUCUUGGCUCCACUUUCUAAACUACUUAUCACUGAAACUUUAUACUGAGGGCUUGGGUUGAUCAGGAUAAGGCAGUUUAACAAACCAAAAUAAGGUCCUUUCAGUGAACUUUAAAACAAAAUUUUCCCCAGGCUCCAUUUCCUUCACAACUUGUCACUAGAACUUGAGAGUGUGUCAUUUAUCAAAAGUAGGUCACUACCUUUUUCUUUAGACUUGAAAUAGGUGAUACCAUUUUUAUAAAAAUUAAACAACAAGAUACAUGGAAUUCAUGGUGUCACUGAGGGUGAUUUGAUUGUAAAAUGGAAGAAAUAUUUGCAUUAGUAGCACUGACUAUUGUUGUAUAUGGUUGAACAUUCUAUGUUUAGAAUUAGUUCCUGCACACAUUUUUCAUCUGUGCAUUCUUAGUUUAUAAUUUCACCUUUGGUGGGGGAUUUUAAUACUCCAUAUUGUCUUGUUUCAUUUCAGAUAACAUUUUAACAUCAAACCAUUAAUACAUGAUCAUGGUGGAGAAGCCAAACAUCAUGUCAGAGUUUUGACUAAUCCAACUAGCAGCAUUUAACUUCAUUCUAACAAAUACCACAACCUGUAACUUUUGAUUGGAAACUAUUGGGGUGGGAGGCAGGUUACUUGAGAGUUACAAGCUUGUGAAAGAUUACUUUUGUUUUAUAAAUCAGUUGUUAUUCUGCGACAAUAAAACACGUGUUUGUCCAAUUACA
Messenger RNA from Ylistrum balloti, 3791 nucleotides. RefSeq names its product dipeptidyl peptidase 3-like. The transcript has 19 exons. Gene Ontology annotation, biological process: proteolysis. Lineage: Eukaryota; Metazoa; Mollusca; Bivalvia; Pectinida; Pectinidae. Gene Ontology annotation, molecular function: metalloexopeptidase activity; dipeptidyl-peptidase activity. The coding region runs from base 56 to 2251 and encodes 731 amino acids. The record is from RefSeq and is a predicted model, not a curated record. Gene Ontology annotation, cellular component: cytoplasm.